GUUUGCUGGCUACUCAGCAGAUAUGCAGCACAGCAUUAGGACUGAUCAUUACCCUGAGAAAACAUCACUUCAAGCUGAGAGCAACAGCUUUGUAAGGCCUAUCCCUAGCAAAACGCAGAGAAUAAGCGAACUCAACAGCUACAGGACACCAGGAGUGCCUGUUACUUGUGCUAAUCUACCCGUGCAAGUGCCUGAGGAUCAUCAAGUUAUCUCUGGUCAUGUUAAGAAGAAAGGUCAAGUGGAUGAUUUCUCCACUCCUGGGACUGACCAGAGACCCACCCGCCCAGGUGGUGUCUCUACAGUGGUGAAGAAAAUGCAAGAGUCUUCAGGGGAUCACCAAUCCGAAAUGGGGGUGUUAGCAGCACCCCCCCUUGAUACCCCUCUGAUGGAACCUCACAUGAGCAUAUCCAUGUCCGCCUUUGAACCAGAGACCAACCCUGGAAAAGAUGCUGAGGCAGUGCCUACCCGACCAUCAUACAAUGAGGCUCUGGAUCUUGCUCUGGUUCCAAAGAAAAGCCCAGCAGUAAUGGAUGGUGCAACAGGGUACAAGAGAGAGGCUACAAGAGAGAAGAUUGCUACCUACAAAAGAGAUGAAGAGUCCCCAAAUCUUAAAUCUAACAUGGCUCAAGGUCAGGUGGAAGGCCUCCCUGACCUUGAGGAAGGCCUCCCUCUUCCUGUCACCCAAGGACUUCCUGUCACCAAGUGUGUGAGUGAACAAGCUCCUCGUCAACGAAAGAAAACAACCUUUUACAGAAGAAGAGGGGCUGGGAUGGAGCAUGUGAAAUAUACUGGUAUAUAUUUUUCCUUUUACUUGCAUUGUUAUGUGUUUGCAGUAGCGGUGCAUGGGUGAAAUCACUGGGGAAGCCAAGGCAUGUAUUUUGAUAAUUGCGUUGUUUUUGCUAUAACCUGUUAGUUCAUAUGCCUUGCGACAGUGAUAUAUAGGCCUAAGGCCAAGACAAUAAGAAGACACAGUGGCAGAAUAAAUUCAACCACACCAUUGUUUGAUCACAAAACCAGAGAGCAACCUCUGUCUGGUGAAGUCCACAAAGCAAGCAUAUCGCAUGUAGCAAACAGUUACAUGGCCUACAGCAUGGUCAAGCAAGUUCAUGUUUCAGACAUUUUCUGACCACUAAACAACUAUUGAUUUAGAACCCCGGAGAGUCGCAAAGAAAACAGGAGCUGCCUCCCACUAUUCCAGCACCAUUUCAACCUCAUCAAAUCACCUAUGUUUAGUCUAAUACAGUGACAACUAAAAUAUACCAAAAACUAUUUAGUCCAAUCAACGUAAGCUAAAUGUCAUGUGGCUGUCAAUAGUUCUGUGUAUGUGUGUGCACGCGAGGGUGUGCGUUUGUGCAAGUAGAAAAAUACAUGUUGACUCACCCUACUUGUAGAGAAAACACCAAUGCCAUCCUCCUCUCUUUCAUGUUGAUGAAACAGUCUAUCACUCUGUCAUACAGUACACUGUGUGUUUGCAGUACUUCUGAUACUUUUACAAUUCAUUCAUUUUCUAUUCCAGCCAUUUUUGUGGGAAUCAAUAACUUUGAACAAAAUAGGUGCUUUUGGUGCUUGUUACAACAAUGAAAACAAAAAAUAACUAUAAUUUCCUGUGUUUCCAGUGUUUCUUCAGUUCCUAAUCAUCAGUGCACUAAUUCAAGACUCUGAUGGUGAGCUCUGCCCUUUUUGUCUGUUUGCUCUUUAAAUGUUUUGAGAUUGUUUUUGCAAUGAAAAGCUCUAUAUGUUCUGCUUUAUGUUUAGAUUGUUAGAGCAGCCAGUCAUGUAAUGAGCUCUACUUGGCAGACACACAUGCAGGAAGUGGAACACUCUCUCUCAGGAACACUUCUGUAAGUGAGGCUGUGUGUUCAGUUUAAACCAGUAGAGACAUUCUCUUUCACACUGUUUCACUCGGCCUCACUCACUCUCUCCCUCUCUUUCACUGUCUCUUUCCUUCUCUCUCUCUCAUUCCCACCCUGUGUGAGAUAUGUAUUGUUUUAAACAACUUUUAGUUGUGUGGCAUUUUACUAUUAUUUUCGGAUCCAUCAAUAAAAAUGUCAAGUUAAAUCCAUCUAUAUGAUCAACCUGCUCAGGAAAAUGUAAUAUUACAAAUGUGUUCAUUUUAAUGCUCCUACUUGCUGCCUUUGUGUUCAUCCAUGCCUCCUUUUCUCAGGAAGCUGUUCAGCCUGCAAUCAAGACGGAUGUGCAAAAGUGCAGACAAUAUAUGGAUCGAAUGACACCAUAUUGUAUCAGAGAAGUAACCACAUGGAAAAGCUCACAAGUUGUUCCACCACCGCUGCACCACCGCCUCCGAGUCAGAGAUGCAAUUUAUGUCUUGCUGAUACCAGAGCUACGAUCCUCUUUUGCUCAGACAGCGGGGAAGCAGCUGGGCUGCUCGACUGGGAGGUUGAUGGCAUCCGAUUGAAAAACAUCUCUGUGGUUGGUAAGUAUAACUUAUGGCUGAAGUAAGACUCAAUAGUGAAUUAAACAAUGUGACAAAACAGACUGAUAUAACAUUACUAUUCAACAGUCAGGGUGGGAAAUGUAUCUUCACAGUAGUAUAUUGUCUUUUGUUGUCAAAAUGUGAUUUGUUCUUCCAUAACUAAGUAAUUUAAAUACUUAAAUACCCUUCCCUCGAAGGAUGUUUAUAAUCAUGAACUGUUUUAAUGACAGACUGCCCAGCCAUGAAGACUGUUCCUGGUGCAACAGGUAAACAUCUACUAAAACACUGAUGUUAGAAAAUAGAAAGUUAUAUAUUCACAUAUACGAUAUAAGAUUCACCUAUAAGAUUAAUACCAUAUUUCUAAAUCAAAUAUGAUUUUGUAUCCCCUAAGACCAGCCCUGCUGGGAUUUCUGGUACCCUCAGCCCUGGCGGGAUUGCUGGUAUCCUCAGCCUUGUUGGGAUUGCUGGUAUGGUAUGUAUCUAGGUACCAGUAGUGUUUAUUUCUAUUUUACAUGUUUGGUGUUUUUUUAUGAAUUGAAUAAACACAAAUUACUUUCUCUUUUUUUUUCUUCUUCAAAGGCUAGUGUUGGGAAUGUCAAGUACUUUUAAGUUUGAAAAUAUGUUUAUCCUUCCAUAGUGGUCUGCUGUGCUGGGAUUGGCCUCCACCGUAAUCGCAAGAUGAAACGGUAUGUACACAGUUAAGACCAAUAGUUUAAGAGUCCUCUUAUCCAGAUUUUAUAACUUCUUUAAAACAGAUUAAAUUAUAUCAAGUUAUAAUUAGGUUGGCUAUUCUCUAUGUUAUAUCAUAAUCUAACCACAACAUUCUAUACAAUAAAAUGCAAAUGUAUUUAUAAAAAAUAGCUACAUUAUAUAAAAUAGCUACAACCAAUAAAAUUGCUAAACUUUUAUGGCUCAAUGUUAUUUUCUCUCUCCCCUGUUUGUGUUUUUUACAGCGAUCGUCAGGAGAGGAGGUAGGUUUGGUAAAAUGUGUCCCCCAACCCUCCAGUGAUGGGUAAGACAGCUAUCAACAACAUAUAAACGUUUAUUCUUCUUGGCCUAAGUAAGGGUUUUGAUCCAUGUCAAUUUCUUUCUAUAGGCCUGAAGCUCUGGAGAUGAUGACAGAAGUGUGAGGACCAUGCAGUCGAGCAUUAGGGAGAGGACCAGUGGAGCAUUUGGGAGAGGAAAAGUGAAGCAUUCUACAUUAACCUUAGUCUCAUACAUAAAAAAUAUCCUUGUUUAGUUAUUUACAAUAUGCCACAGUUACGUAUUUGCAUGCUUAAUCUAACAAACAAUUAUAUUGGAUAGCAAACUAAUCAUGUAAUUUGAGCUCAGUGUAUUUUAAACCCUGUCAAUUGUAGUUCUAUACAGCUGCCCACUGGGAGUGAUGCAGCAUAGAGGCAUGGUGGAUCCUGUUUGUUCAAAGUAUGGUUGCUGUUUGAUGAUAGCACAUGGCUUUGAGAGCUGUAAUUGUUAUCAUUCUAAAGACGGACACCUGCCUUCUGUGCUGCAGCACUUCCUGUGUGAUUUGUUUUGUUUUUCCAAUUUUAACUAUGGUUUUGAACCUGUUACUUUCCAGCCUGUGACAUGUACAGUGCAUUUGGAAAGUGUUCAGACUUUUUCCACAUUUUGUUAGGUUACAGCCUUAUUCUAAAAUUGAUUGAAUAUUUUUUCUCAUCAAUCUACACACAAUACCCCAUAAAGUGAAAACAGGUUUUUUGAAAUUGUUGCUAAUUUAUUACAAAUACAAAACUGAAAUACCUUAUUUACAUAUGUAUUCAGACCCUUUGCGAUGAGACUCGAAAUUGCGGUCAGGUGCAUCCUGUUUCCAUUGAUCAUCCCUGAGAUGUUUCUACAACUUGAUUGGAGUCCACCUGUGGUACAUUUUAAAUUGAUUGGACAUGAUUUGGAAAGGCACACACCUGUUUAUAUAAGGUCCCACAGUUGACAGUGCAUGUCAGAGCAAAAAGCAAGGUCGAGGUCGAAAGAAUUGUCCGUAGAGCUCCAAGCCAGGAUUGUGUCGAGGCACAGAUCUGGGGAAGGGUAACAAAACAUUUCUGCAGCAUUGAAGGUCCCCAAGAACACAGAGGCCUCCAUCAUUCUUAAAUGGAAGAAGUUUGGAACCACCAAGCCUCUUCCUAGAGCUGGCCGCCCGGCCAAACACAGAGUUCCUCUGUGGAGAUGGGAGAACCUUCCAGAAAGACAACCAUCUCUGCAGCACUCCACCAAUCAGUCCUUUAUGGUAGAGUGGCCAGACAGAAGCCACUCCUCAGUAAAAGGCACAUGACGGUCCGCUUGGAGUUUGCCUAAAGGACUCUCGGACCAUGAGAAACAAUAUUCUCUGGUCUGAUGAAACCAAGAUUGAACUCUUUGACCUGAAUGCCAAGGGUCACGUCUGGAGGAAACACGGCACCAUCCCUACGGUGAAGCAUGGUGGUGGCUGCAUCAUGCUGUGGGGAUGUUUUUCAGAGUCAGGGACUGGGAGACUAGUCAGGAUUGAGGGAAAGAUGAACAGAGCAAAGUAGAGAGAGAUCCUUGAUGAAAACCUGCUGUAGAGCGCUCAGGACCUCAGACUGGGGCAAAGGUUCACCUUCCAACAGGACAACGACCCUAAGCACACAGCCAAGACAAUGCAGGAGUGGCUUUGGGACAAGUCUCUGAAUGUCCUUGAGUGGCCCAGCCAGAGCCUGGACUUGAACCCGAUCUAACAUCUCUGGAGAGACCUGAAAAUAGCUGUGCAGCAACGCUCCCCAUCCAACCUGACAGAGCUUGAGAGGAUCUGCAGAGACUAAUGGGAGAAAGUCCCCAAAUACAGGUGUGCCAAGCUUGUAGCGUCAUACCCAAGAAGACUAGAGGCUGUAAUCGCUGCCAAAGAUGCUUCAACUGAGUAAAGGGUCUGAAUACUUAUGUAAAUGUGAUAUUUCCGUUUUUUAUUUGUAAUAAAUUAGCAAUAAAUUCUAAACAGUUUUUGCUUUGUCAUUAUGGGGUAUUGUGUGUAGAUUGAUGAACGAAAAAAAAAAUCCAUUUUAGAAUAAGGCUGUAACAUAACAAAAUGUGGAAAAAGUCAAGGGGUCUGAAUACUUUCCGAAUGCACUGCAUACUGACAUUCAUUAGGUGAGGUAUCUGCUUUUUAACCCCAACUAGUAUGCUAUAUUAGAAUAGGCCUAUUCUCCUUUUGUGGAAAGUUGUGAAUUGAUUUACUAUUGAAUAAAAUAGGACAAAAGUAAAAAAUGUUAUUGUGCUGCCAAUAUUUUAUCACCAUCUACAUAGCCAGGCCCACUGAGCAAAUCUUCAGUGUGAAACCAGAAAAAUUGACUUAUGUAUCUGGAUUACAUUAUUAUGUUCAUUGCAUUGAAAGGGAUCUCUUUAUCUUUCAUAUCUGAUAGUGAUGUGAAAAACCUGAACCUGCUAAAAUAAAGGUACUUUACAGGUAAAGCAUCUGUAUGAAAGGGAUUUAUUAAUAGGAAUCGCAAACAAAACAAUGUGAAACGUGUAGGAUACCAUUGCUAAGGGUAUUCAGAGUGAAAGCUGUCUGUUAAACGAACUUUCUUCAAAGAAAAUGCAACAGUUGAAGUCCACAAAUCAAAUAGAAAUUGAAACCCACAAUUGAAAGCCUGCUUUUACUGGCAUUUCCCGCAUGCGCGCCCACACAGUCCUUACUCCUCAUAGGGUACAUUGCUUAUCAACAAACAAUCCCCAUAAAACAGUUUUACUAGGCCAGCAGCUUGAGAUCGGCACACUGCUGCUGCUGCUUAGUAUAGAGGCAGAGGCAGCAACACCGUCAUUGAAGCUUGAAAAGUAACCAGUUUCGAGCUGGGCCAUACCAACUAUCGCUCCCUUUCGUUUGAUGUGGAAUGGGUGUGUCCCAGGUCACGUUCAAAGUUACAUUAUCAAUGUAGAGGGCGAUUAACUAAAUAAACUGUGUAAUAAAACAAAAAUACAUUUUUACAAUCCAAAUUAUUAUUUUUAAUUACAAAUUUCACAUUAGAACCAGCCAUGUAAUAUUCGUUUUCAAUGGCCACCCCCCAGAAUUCACAUCAAACGUCCCCCUACUGUGCAAGAGGUUUGGCAAUCUCACCUGUCAGGUCCGCCUCCUACACCGUGAGACAAAAUGUCGGAAGUUGGCCUACCUAGUUAAGGAAAAAACAAUUAAUGGUUGCGUUUCUACAAGGUUUCUAAUGGCUUUUCUGCUCCCAUUGAAUUCAUUACGUUACAUGGUUUUUAAAUUGAGACUUCUAUAAAAUAUACUCACUUCGGAUCGGAAAAUGUUCCUGACUUUCGUCGUGACCGUCCUUAUGGCAACAGGUAGGGAGAGGAAAUGCAAUGUUUUUCAAAAGGGAGGGUCAGGGUCCAAUUUGAUCAACAAGUUAGUUACUGAUGUGUAUUUAUUAAUAAACCGCAUCUUUUAAACAGUUCAUAUUAUCUAAUGUAAAUUUUAAUGUCGUAUUCGUUGGGAAAAGUAGCCUUGUGCUGAAUAGUUUAUUUUUAUUUUUUUUAUCGGAAGAGGUAGCCUGAAUCUCUUGUUCCUUCUUUUGUCAGGUGUUGGCCACCAAAUGCCUCAAUCUGUAUGCAUUUGAUCGUUUUAUAUAUGCUAUUCAUCUGUUUGCUUCAUGACGUACACGAAAUACUAUGUUUAUGUAUUUAAAAAAAAAUACUUUUACCGUUUGGUGUAGGCUUUGUAAAAUCAAAUCAAAUUGUAUUUGCCACAUGCGCCGAAUACAACAGGUGUAGACAUUACAGUGAAAUGCUUACUUACAAGCCCUUAACCAACAAUACAAAGUAAAACAAAUAACCAAAAAAAAAGAGCUAAUAACUAAAGAGCAGCAGUAAAAUAAAAUAACAGUAGGGAGGCUAUAUACAGGGGGGUACCAGUGCAGAGUCAAUGUGCGUGGGCACCGGCUAGUCGAGGUAAUUGAGGUAAUACGUACAUGUGGGUAAAUCACCACCAUAAGUAAUAUUGAGUGUUUUUCCUAAAGAAAGAACAUGUAUAAUAUUCUUAUGUAUAUUUCAGAUAAUUAGUGACUUCUUUAUUUAUUAGUUAAAUCACAGAUUUCCGUUUCUCCAGUGGUGGACAACAUUCAUGUCAGAAUGCAAUAAAUUAAGGGAUAGUCGGCACAUACAUUUUUAAGACUGAAUCAUAGUCAAAACUUUUUUAAACUUUCAGAUCAAGUAUUCGUCAUAUCAUUGUUAUUUUCUGUCUCCUGACAUUUUUUGUGCACACACAUAGCCUGGAAUAAGAUGAAGUGGUGUGAUUUUGAUAAUAUCACAUCAAUGAUACUAGUCAGACUACCUCCCUACUCCAAAUAUGAAAUUAAUCUAUAGCUCAACAGAUUUGUUUAUCUAACAGUAAUUCCACAGGGAUGCUACCUUUCUGACAAUUGAAGAGCUGUGAAGCAAACUUCUGAUUGAACCAAGGAACAACAUCUAAUAUGUUCAUGCCAAAUGCCUAUGUCUUCCUUUAUAAAUUUGAUACAAUUUCACCCCCUAUGAAAUAUAUAAUUCAGUCAAAACUGAACUAUUAAAUAAUCUCACAGUCUUAAUCAUGGGGUCAGCAUCUAGGGCUAGGCUAUUACUCAAAUGUAAAGUUUUGGUGAUGGAACAUGCCCAGCUGAAGGUCUUGGUGACUCAUUGCAUCUACUCUAUGAUACCAGGCAGACCUUUGUGACUGUCAUUUACAGACUGGUCAGUUUCCUGCCACACCCAGAGUAUCUUCAAUCUCACUCUCACAGAGCUACUGAAUUACAAAUGAGAAAAUUGAGCAAAUAAUGUACUCACAAGAAAAGUUAGCUGCCUUCAGUUAACAACACACUUUCUUGCACACUUAUGGGUGGUGAAGGUCUCCAUCUACCUGCAUGCAUUGAGACAAACUAUCCUCUUUAAACACCCCCUAUUCUCUCUCCAGGUUCCACCAUGGCCAUCUCUGUCCAGUGUCCUGACAAGAGAUACGUGGUCAUCCUGUUCCAGCCGGUCACGCUCACCUGCAACUUCCAGACGUCUUCCACGCAGCCACCCGUCAUCACCUGGAAGUACAAGUCCUACUGCAGGGACCCCAUCCAGGCAGCCCUGAACCCCAGCAGCGCUGACAACGUCCUGUCCCAGAACAACCCUAACUACAACGCCAACAUCGAGUGUGCCGACAGCAUGCGGACAGUGCGCAUUGUGGCCUCCAAGCAGGGCAGUGCUGUCACCCUGGGCCAGGAGUACCAGGGGCGCAAAGUCAGCAUCUUGAACAGUGAGUUUGGCUUUUAGUGAUUUCAAAUGUGGUGUGUGUGUGGGCGGGCCGUGCACACCGGUGUGUGUGUGUAUGUGUUCCUGUCUCUCUCUGUGUCUGUGUGUUACUUCCAUUACAAGGCUCCUAUAUCACAGUGAGUCUUGUCUGUUGCCAGUGUCCCUUCCUCAAACCCACCCUACUUGUCUCUUUAGACGCAGACCUGAACCUUGCCCAGACGGCGUGGGGAGACAGUGGCGUGUACGUGUGCUCUGUGGUGUCUGCUCAGGAUCUGACAGGGAACAGCGAGGACUACACUGAGCUCAUAGUGCUGGGUGAGUGGCGUCUAUCCUCACAAACCCUUCUUAGAGCUCCCCUGACCUGCCGUCAUCUUCCACUAUUCCACCACCACCCCUCCAUCUCUCUACCAAGUCCUAUACCACUGCUCCUCACAGAACUGCUGUCCUAUGAGGAACAAUCACUUGUUUACUCUGUGUUGGUUUCCCCUUAGUUCGCUUUGGUUUAUUUGUUGAGUUAGCUGGACACCAUGUGGAGCAACACAAAAUCUUAUAGCGGUAACAAUCAAAUGUAAAAUUAUCUUGAAAAUCCAAUUUUCAGGCAGUUCCACAAUUUCCAAAUUUGCUAUUUGACUCCUGGUUGUGCUUAAUGAGACUGCAUCCCUCAAGGCUCAGUGAAGUUUCUCCGGAAGGAUCCAUGACUUCCAUUUUGAAGUGAUUCAUGAACCACUUAGCAGGGAAUUCUAAGAAGGACAAGUUGAUGUGAGGGAGACUCUAGAGGGCAAAGGUAUAGUCAUUUACUAGAAAGAUAGUUGGGGCUUUUUAAAAUAAUUGUGGCUUUCCUUCUUUCACAGAGAGAAAGUCAAAUACCACUGAUCUCCUGCCUGAGAUUGACUUACUGGUUAUGGAAGGUACUUUCCAAUUUGCCCCUUAUAUUCAGUAGAGCCCAACCUAGCCUAAGCCAUGAUUGUUAGGGUAAUAUGUAAACUAUGUCACUGUAUAGGUUCAGUUUCUGGAGAAUAAUAUUUGGCCUGGACCCUCUUGCAAAUACCUCACAGCUUUGAACGAGACAACAUAUAGUCAGUGUGGUUAGAACAUGUAGAGUCAGAGAAGCAGCCUCCCUUGAUAAAGGCAGACAAAACUAAAGUUUUGCUGGUUUGAGUUAUCAAGCUUGUUGAUGUUUUUAUCAAGGUAGUUUGUGCAAUGAUUUUGGCUCUACUAAAUCAAGCCUCUCAGUUUGUCAUUUUUUUUUUUUUUACAUUACACCACCUUCAAGGUCUACAUUUGGAAUGAGGAACCACAUUGAACCACAUCUCAAAGUAGUGCUCAGCAGAAAAGCCACCAAAAAACUCCUCUUUACUAUUAUCUUGUUUGGACUUGUCCUUGCAUGUGAAGUCCCCUCACAACAAUUUAAAAAACAGAUUAUGAGAAAAUGUGUAACCCCUGAAAUAUAAAAUUAGUUGGUUGCAUGGAAUAAAAUGUUACAUUCAACUCUAACAUGUUUUUUCUCUUCUUCAUGGUUGAGACCGCAAAACUCUCAGCAGAACAUAAUGCUAGCCCUAAAGACUGACAUUGUUGCAAUAUGAGGCCACUCAGCACAUAGCUCUGGUCUGUUUUGUGUUGACUCAAACUGCACAUGAACUCUUUUUCAGUCAGACUGCAGCCUAUGACAUUUAUAGGAGAGUUGGGGUUUAAGUUAAUAUAUCCUCUUUCAGUAUAUUAGCAUAGAUUGUUUUCACAUCCCGUGCAGCUAGCUCUCUAAUCUGACAGAAUGACUCACUGAAACCCAGUGUUUGAAAAAAAGGAAAACUGAAACCUGUCUUAUCUGGUUUCUCUGAUGUCUGAAAUGAACAUGUCGUGUAGAUGCUCCAAUGUUUACUGCUUGUCAUUGUGAGUUUUCACACAAUACAUACUGUAGCUUUGCAUACUAGACUGAUAAUUGGACUAGCCAAGCUACAGGUUCUAAAACGAAUGUGUUUCUUUUUCUAUAUUAGUGCUCUGUUCUCCAGUGUUCUUGAAAGACUUGUAAAUUGUCAUUUUCUUGUCCACAUCUUUGAAGAUAUUAGCUUUGUCAAGUUGGCUUUUUGAACAGUAGAAGUCCUCCACUUCUCAGCUAGAACUGCAUGAACAAGUGCUAUGUAAAUACAGAAACGUUAAUAUGCAACCACGCUGAUAGUCACCCAGAGAACGCAGAGGAUAUGUUUAAUUUUGACUGAAUGGCACACACAUUAGCUUGCCUAUACAUACAUAAUUAUAAUCUCUCUCUCUCUCUACUCUCUCACUCUCUCUCUCUCUCCCUCUACUUUCUCUAUUCCCCCUCUACUCUUUCUCUGUCUACAGACUGGUUGUUGGUGGUACUGGUAGUGUUUGGCUUCCUGCUGCUGUUGCUCCUCAUAGCGAUCUGCUGGUGCCAGUGCUGCCCCCACACCUGCUGCUGCUACAUCAGUUGCCCCUGCUGCCCUGAGAAAUGCUGCUGCCCCCGGGCACGUAAGUACCACUCUCCACCGCUCUGUGCAAAAACCACACCACCACCACCCUUAAUUGUUCCUCUUCCACUGGGCACAGAGCAUCCUGCUUCGAUGCCACCUUCACAUGAGUGUGCCCAUUCCAUUCAACCAAACUCCUUUUUCUCAUUCAGUUUCACUUUGCCAGUUUGUGACACUGGCACUGUUUACCUUUUAUUUGCCAUUCUCAUGUACAUAUUAUUUAUACAGCUUGUGCUGCUACUCUUAUCUUCAUAGAAAGACAUAUAGGUUUUGCUCGUGCACAACACACUGGUUGUAUUGAAUUUCAUCAUGACUUACAAUGAAACACAUUUUAACAGGCAAAUGAAGUAAAACCUGGUAAAUGAAGUAAGCCCUCCACAAUAUGUAUUUCCAGUAUGCUACCUAACUGCAACAUUAAUGCAUCGUAACACGGUGAACGGACUCCUCUCAAUUCAGUGUACGAAGCAGGCAAGGCGGCGAAGUCAGGCGUCCCCAGCCACUACGCCCCCACGCUCUAUGCCCCCAGCAUGUACGCCCAGCCACCCUACGGAGGGGGCAUGCAACAGCCCGGCAUGCCCAUGCUGCCCCUACCCCAGGGGAUGGGUGGCCCCCCACUACACCCCAACGGCUACGGACGGGAGUACGACGGUGCCAGUUCAGGUGACUACAGCCUCCCUCCAGUUUUAACAUGACAAUUAGCUCGGAUAAAAUAACUUUUAUGCGUGAAUUUCGCUUCUCAGUUUUGUGUGGAUUGAUGAUCGUCUUGCUCUCAGAUCUUAGUACUGCACAUUUUCGCAGCCAUGUGGUUUUCAACGCUGGCGUGAGGAACCUUUUGUUGAUAAAUCUCUUUUUUUGUUUUCUGUUUGUAGUUGGACAGGGCUCCCAGGUGCCUUUGCUGCAUGACCAGGAACAGUGGCGCAGGAGACCAAAGUGAGUAGUUAAAACGGUUACUAGCAAAUCCUCAAUCUGUUUUGAUUAUUUGUGAUAAUACAUAAAAGUCUAACAAGAGCUAUAGCUCGCGGGCUGAGAAAUAUCAGCAUAUUUCAUCUCUUCACCAGGGUUGGGCUCAUUUCCAUUUCCAUUCAGUGAAUUCACAAAGUAAACUGAAAUUCCCAUUCUAAUUUUCCUCAUUGUUUUUCAAAGGAAUUUUUGUUUACUUCCUGAAUUGAAUGGAUUGAAAUUGAAUUCAGACCAACCCUGCUUGUCACAAUGUGUCAUGGUUUACUCCCUCCUCCUCAGCUCGGAGCGGCUACCGUAUCCAGGUGGACCCAGAUGGGAACGCUACGCGGGCCAUCUACUACAUGGAGAAACAGUUAGCCAACCUGGACCUCACCCGGUCUGGUGACGCCGCUGGGAAGUACAACCGCUGUGAGUCUUACACAUAAACACACCCAUGUGAACUGUACUGUACUUCAAAGUUCGGGGCCUGUAAUCACAAAGAGCCUCAGAGUAGGAGUGCUGAUCUAGGAUCAGUUUAACCUUUUAGAUUACAAUAGCCAGGCGGGACCUCUGAGAAGCUAUUUGAAUAUGGUCCCUAGGCUCAUCCAUCAGUUCAAUGUUGUGUUUUAUGAGGGUUGUUCAAGUGAAAGGGGGAAAGUGUUCGUUCAUUUCACAUGGAGCCUUCAACUGGCUUCAACUUUAAUGUGUUGUAAUGUUCUUUGAUAGUGCUUUUUAACUCUGACUCGCGGUUGAUCUCUCUCUCUCUGUCUCUCUUGUGCAUUUCCCCAUCGUCUUAAUUUUUCCUUCUCCUCUCCCCCCAUCUCUAUCUCUCUUUCUCAGUGGAUGGGGUGAUGAGUGAGGUCAGCUCCCUACACGAUGAUCCCCGGGGCCGUGGCGGGGGCCGCUCCCAGGCCCCGCCCCUUGCCACCGUGUACGACCAGGACGAGGCCAUGAGCACCAUCAGCAGCGUGUCCACGCACGGCCAGCGGGGGCGUGACGACUACCCGCGGCGAGGAGGUGGACCCUCCCCCCACUUGGGGGACCAGGGACGCGCCCGCUCCAUGGACAACCUGGAUGACAUCGCCCGCCGAGACCGCUACCCCAGAGACCCCCGGGAUCCCCGCGACGACUACCCUCCCCACCGCCGUGACGGAGGAGGAGCCAGAGACAGGAGAGGGUGAGGCUCUUAUCUGGCACCUCUCACUCUUUCUCCUUUUACCUUACAUUACUUCCCUACGUAUUUCUAGUGCGUGAACCUUACCUCUCAGCGGUCAAAUCUGGGGAAGAUAAUUAUUCGACCAAGUUGUUUACCCACUGUUUUUUCUCCUCUCAGCUCGGAUGAUGACUUUAGCAGCCGCGGCCAUGACCGCGGCCGUGACUUUGACGACCGCAGACGACGCGAGCCCUCCCCCGACGACCGUCACCGCGGAGGCAGCCCGGCCAGCGGUCUCCAGGGGAGACGCAGCCGUAGCCGUGACGACUUGAUGGCCGUCGAACGUGAGCGCAGUGGCGGCCGUGGCGGUGGGCGGGAUGCCUAUGAUGAUAGCUUUCUGCGGGAAGCCAUGGAGAAGAAACGUCUAGGUGAGCAGCAGAGGGCGAGGAGCCGCGAUCGCCUGGACAGCGACAGCGAACGCUCGGACCGAGGCAGGGCCCCCCGUGGACCCCCUCCACUCCCCAUGUCACCGCCCUCUGCCUUCCCCGACCGUCGUUACGACGACAACUACCUAGCCCCUCCCCCACCUCCCUACAUUAGCGAUGACGAGAGCUUGACGUCCUCCAAGAAGAGCAACCUGCGCAAGGUCAGUCAGUCAUCACAGGGUUCUGCAAAUGGGCAUUGAGCAUUCAGGGUGCAACUCAAGGCCACAGCGUUGUUUACUGCAUUGCCAAAAUGCCUCAUUGAUUGUUUCAUUCAUAGAACUACUUUCAUCAACAUAGUUAAAGGCAUACUUCGGGAUUUUGGCAAUGAAGACCUUUAUCUAUUUCCCCAGAGUCAGAUGAACUCGUGGAUGCCCUUUUUAUGUCUCUGCGUGCAGCUUGAAGGAAAAGCUAGCAUGCUGUUCCCAUAACAAUUCAGUCAUUGCGCUAACGCUAGUUAGCAUUUGCUCGCGAAAGUACCUGUAAUUUCCUUCAUACAGGAUGCAGAGACAUAAAAAUGGUAUCCACAAGUUUUACCUAAACAUCAGACUGUUACCAUGGUUAUUCCAUGGAUAAUCAGUCAAAGAGAAAAAGACGCAAUAGUCUCUACAAGCCAGAAUGUUGACUAAAAUUGUUGUCCGUGCUAUUGGUCCUUUUGCCGGAAGGUAGCGGAGAUCCAAUGUCCACAGUAAAGUAUUGUUUACCCAACUUUUUGCGGCACCGGUAGGUUUAUGUCGCAUGUAUUUUCCGUCUCCUGAUGCGUUUCACGUGAUGCACAAUAUGUAAAGAAUAGUAACUUAACGUUGUCGGCAUCCCCUCACAAUUCCCUCACAAUCAGCUGGAAGUGCUUGUGAAAUUUGCCAGCUGAUUGCGUGGGACAACGUUCGGUCUGCGCUUCGUUUAAGCUCGGCCAUUGUUGACAUAUUGUGCAAGUAGCGUGCGAAUUGCAUCAUUAUUGAAACUACAAACUGGAAAUACAAACUGAUAUACAGACCAGCAUACUGAAAGUCGGGUUAAUAACAAUACUCUGGAUAUUCUUUGUCUGACAGAAUCAGCGGACAACAGGUAAACGACGUUCAAAUGAAGUUUAUUCAACAUUCUGACUUGUGAUGGGACUGUUCCACAAAAAGGGAGCCUAUAUGUUAGACGAGAGAAGAGUCUUCUGCUCUCGGAUUCAAAGAGGCUACCAUGAGUAGAUAAAAGGCUUCAUUGCCAAAAUACCGAAGUAUCCCUUUAAUGCUAGUUACAAAAAUUGUAUAAUCAUAUUUAGCAGAAAAAAGAAAAAGUCCAGAUUCUGGUUUUGCCAGAAUUGUGGUGGUAUGUUUUAGCGGGUUUUUCACAUAUGUAUGCUUGUUGUCUGAUUGUAAUGCUUCUAGUACAGUACCAGGCCAACUCAUCAUUCUGUUUGUUUCGACUCUUUCUUUUCUGACAGAAUGGAGCCGUGAGUCGGGAGAGUCUGGUGGUGUGAGACGUUCGAUAAUCCCCAGCGUAACUGAUCUGUCCCUUAACUCAAUCACCAGUCGUCUAUGUAAAUAGUACUAAUGUUGCAAACUUGCUACAGUGAUUUUAUAUCCAAUACCUAAACUCAGAUAUCAAAAUUUGGCGCUGGAUAUUUAUGUACAGAAUAGCUCUAACUGAAGAGCUAAGUGUAAUGUGUGGUUGAACAUACCAAGGCUUAAUUAAAGUAGCCUACACUGGAAUGGCAGUUGCCAAAGUAAACCAAAAAUGGUUUUCAAUCGCUCUUUUUAACCAUUUCAUUUUCAUCUUACAGUCAAUGUGAGUAAGAUUCUAAAGCAAGUAUUCAUUUGAACUUUUCAUUAUUUACUGCGAGAAGUCAUGGAUUUUUUUGUUAUUAGAUUAGAAUUAGAUCAUGCUGUACAUUU
Molecule: messenger RNA, 15599 nt
Organism: Coregonus sp. 'balchen'
Lineage: Eukaryota; Metazoa; Chordata; Actinopteri; Salmoniformes; Salmonidae
Source: the annotation of a GenBank genome assembly